Purpureocillium takamizusanense is the source of this 270-nucleotide messenger RNA. RefSeq lists its product as uncharacterized. The record is from RefSeq and is a predicted model, not a curated record. The transcript has a single exon. NCBI's taxonomy places the organism in Eukaryota, Fungi, Ascomycota, Sordariomycetes, Hypocreales, Ophiocordycipitaceae. Bases 1 to 270 code for a protein of 89 amino acids.
AUGGCUCCGGGAUAUGGCUCCAAUGGAUUGAGAGGCAAGAUCCAGAUUUCUUUCAAGAGGUACCAAAUCACCGAGAACGCGAUUCAGACGGUUUCCUUUCCAGUCGCUCAGGGUAUCACUGUCCGAACCAUCACCGACAAAAUCAGCAUGAACAAGAGGCAGAAAUACACCUUCACAGAGAUGGAGGGUUGCCGGUUCUGGAUCUACACGGUGAUCUCGGAUUUUGAGAGUGGUGGUAUGAUUGACCCUUGUAGUGCAAUGUCCGCCUAG